AUGACUCCCCGGAGCUACUGCACAGGGGUGCUAUUGUCCUUAGUGCUGCUGCCAGUUUUACUGGAGGCCACUUCUUUGUCCAAGGUUAUCUAUAAGAGAGCUUUGAUCCGUGGUGUCCUUCCCAAUCCAGCUGUGGACAGACUUAGCAUCGACCCUGUCAAAGCAAACGACUUCCUGUCCAGCUCCCGGCCCAGACGUGCUGUCGAUCCCAAGUGGUUUCGCAAAACCCCUGAUUUCCAGUCCUACUACCGCUACUACAACAGCAUAGGACACUAUGAAGGGCUGUACGAGAUUGACAAGAUCAGAAUCCUGUACCAGCAGAUGCGUCACCUAGAACUGGAACAUGGGCCUGACGCCUCCAGAUACCAGAACCUCCUAGGUGCUCAACCAACCCCACCUCCCCCCACACCUGCCCCCACCACUCCCCCUCCCCCCACCACACAGCCCCCACCACCGCCACCAACACCGGCACCCUACUCUCAGGCUGCUGUCAUGUACCUCUGCAAUCCCAAGGACCCUCAGUGCAAAGCAAACAUUGUGUACAUGCCGUUGGGUGCUGUGCCCAUUCUGUGCGACCCUCGUCACCACCCAGCCUGCAAGCCCACCAUAGUGGAGGGCCCCAUGGGGCCUGUCGCCCCUGCACCCCAAAUAUUAGACACCCCCCAAGCCCCACCGGCCCUGAUCUUCAAAGGCAUGGAGUAUGACUGCGACCCCUACUGGGAUCCCGACUGCCUGAUCGAUCACCCACCACGGGCUAUUGUGGAGGAACCCCAGGCAGCCCCAGCCGCACUGGCUACCAAGGCCCCGCCUGCUCCACCCGCUCCCAAGGACUCUGAUGAGUAG
Messenger RNA from Clupea harengus (Atlantic herring), 843 nucleotides. RefSeq names its product actinodin3 (gene and3). The transcript is spliced from 6 exons. The record is from RefSeq and is a predicted model, not a curated record. NCBI's taxonomy places the organism in Eukaryota, Metazoa, Chordata, Actinopteri, Clupeiformes, Clupeidae. Bases 1 to 843 code for a protein of 280 amino acids.